Centruroides sculpturatus (bark scorpion) is the source of this 4644-nucleotide messenger RNA. Its product is annotated as cytosolic carboxypeptidase 1-like. NCBI's taxonomy places the organism in Eukaryota, Metazoa, Arthropoda, Arachnida, Scorpiones, Buthidae. Gene Ontology annotation, biological process: C-terminal protein deglutamylation; proteolysis; protein side chain deglutamylation. Bases 277 to 3633 code for a protein of 1118 amino acids. Gene Ontology annotation, molecular function: zinc ion binding; metallocarboxypeptidase activity. The transcript is spliced from 24 exons. The record is from RefSeq and is a predicted model, not a curated record.
AUAAUUUCUUGACCAUUAUAGAUAAAAUUUUUAAAAUAUGUUUAUUUGGCUUAGAUAAAAUUGUCAUGUAAGCACUUACUGUAAACCAAGCAUGACUGAAAGAAAUGGAAGUAGCUUAUUUUAACUUUCAUGGCUUCAGGCCCAGCAGAAUUUUCCAACUAAUUCAAGGAGGUUUCUUAAACAGAUGACAACAUCUCCUGUCAUUAGUACACAACAAAAAGUUUUGUAACAAGUGCCUUAGCCUAGCUUUGUUAAUGUUAUGAGGUCAUUCUGGCUAUGGAGGACAGCACUAGUACUGUGAAUUUGAGUGAAGUGCAAAAAUGUGUGGACAGACUACAUAUACAAUUGCAAAAAGGCACUAUUGGAAGUGUGAUUUAUUUAGAUUCUCUAAGAAGUAAUACAGCUAAAUUGCUACUUAUCAUUACUGGACAAGAAAAGGCAUGCAAAUAUUUAGUAUCAGAAGAAAUCAGAGGUUUUGAUGUACUAAUAUCAUUAUUGGAGAAUGUUGAAGAUGUGAAAGUUGUUAAUAAUGUUUGUCUGAUUUUAAAAGAAUUGCUAACAUCCAAAAAUGCUUUUCAAGAAAGAUAUCAUACAAUUCUAUCACUUAAUGGGAUUCAUGUUCUUUUGCGUGUACUUGUAAAUAGUAGUUCACAUUCUUCUGAUGAUGCUAUGGCCUCACUUUAUAAUAUUUUAUCAAAAUUAGGAAAUCAAGAUAGAAAAUUUGCAGUAAAAGCUCGUCUAAUGGGAACAUUACCUGUUGUCAUAAGUCAUGCUAAAUUUUAUAUUCAUAAACCAAAAGUUUUGCAACCAAUUCUUCGGUUUUGUCAAUGUGUUCUUAAUAAUAAUAUGAAUGCAACAGUUUUGGGAAAAGAAGGUUUAGUUUCAAUUUUAUUAUCAUUAAUUGAUUAUAAACAGAAGAAUUCUUUGAUUUUAUCAAGUGCAUUAGAUAUUAUGGCUGCAGCAACUCGCUCUAAGUUAAUUGUUCUUCAGAUAAUUCAGCUAAAUGGUUUAGGACAUUUAGUACAAAUGCUUGAACCAUCUAUUUGGUCUCGAUUAAAAUUAAAAGGUCCUAAGUUAGUGAAAGUUUUCCGGUGUGUUCUUCAGGUUCUUGUUCGUCUUUCUUAUACUAAGAAUGGAAGAGAAGCAUUAAUUGAAGUACAGGUUGCACCUUGUCUACUACAGUGGUGUCAAACAUUGCCAGUUGUAGGAGAAAACUGGGAUAAACUUGCAACACUAGCAAGCUUAAUUAUCCAAAGAUGCCUUCCACCUUUAGUUUUACCUGUUGCUUCAUUUUUAAGUCCUGUAUACUUUUCAAUUCCAGAAGAUAAUGAAUAUGUUGAAUGUGAGAGUUCAAUUUGUCCAGAUAAAGAAGUAUACAGUGGGAUGACGUUUGAUAUAUCUCCUUGUAAUUCAGAUCCAGAUUCAGAUUCAGAUGAUAGUGAAGAUUCCUUUCCAAGUGAAAAUAGUUCUAAAACAUUUGAAACAGAAGACAUGGAAUUUUAUAAAAAGUUUUUUCCAGAAUUAGAAUCUACAACAACUUUAGUUGAAAAAAAUGCAGUUUCACCGUGUGAAGAACACUUAAAAAAAUUUAUUCUUGAUUUACCUUCUUCUGUUUGUUAUGCACAGAAAAAUGGUACUCAUAAUGAAAUUUUUCCAACUAAAACAUUAUUUGCAAGUAAGUCUGAAAUGGAUAUAUCUAGUAUUGAAUUAUGCAGACAGUUAAAUCCAUCAACUUCAUUUCCACAAAUGGAUUUUUUGGAAAAAUGCAAUGAUAAAUCUUUAUCAAAUGAGAAAUAUCCUACAUUAAACUCAGAGUAUGCAAUACAGAUUCAGAGUACUUCUAAUGCACGUCCUAUGCCUGACAAGAAAAUCAAGCCUGAUUCCAGUAUGAGUAUUUCUGAAGUAUAUCAAAAGAUGGCUGAACAGACAAAUUCUGUAUAUCCUUUUGUAAAGUUGGCUUAUCCAGAUCUUGUUGGUGGUAUAGGUUGUGAUGAUAUUGAACCAUUGCAUCAAAAACAUCCAGGAUUAUACAGGUUAAAAGUUCUGAAUCACGCUGGAAACAGAUUAUUGGAACAUAUGGUAGUUCAACGAACUGUAUAUGAGGUUGAUGAUAUCAUAAAAAUAUCUGAAGACAAUAAAUAUGGAUUAUUUAUUUCAAAUGAUGAUGAAGAAAAAAUUGGAUGCUCUAUUACUACAACACAUUUACUAUUUGAAUCAUUAUUUGAGAGUGGAAACCUUAGAAAAGUGAUUCAGGUGAGAGAAAGAGAAUAUAAUUUGAUACUAAACCCUGAUUUGAACACAACUUAUCAUCAUCAAUGGUUUUAUUUUCAAGUUUCUGGUAUGGAAGCUCAAGUGCCAUAUACAUUUAAUAUUAUUAAUUGUGAAAAAACUAAUAGUCUUUUUAAUAAUGGAAUGAAUCCAUUAAUGUUUUCUGUUAAAGAAUUUUUAAUUAAUAGAAAAGGAUGGACAAGAACGGGUUGGGAUAUUUGUUAUUAUAGAAAUCAUUAUACCCGUGAUAAUUCUGUGGUUGAUAUUAUUAAAAGUAAGCCAUAUUAUACACUGACUUUCACUGUUAUUUUUCCGUACUCCAAGGAUAUCUGCUAUCUUGCUUAUCAUUAUCCUUAUACUUACUCACUUUUACAGACCCAUAUUUAUUUUUGGGAAAAAUCUGCAGAUCUAGAUUCUAUAUAUUUUAAAAAGGAUACUUUAUGUGAAUCAGUGGCAGGAAAUCCAGUUCCUAUAUUAACUAUUACUGCUUUACCUCAUAAUAAUUCAAGACAAUAUAUUUUUUUGACAAGUCGAGUACAUCCAGGAGAGAGCAAUUCAUCUUGGGUCAUGAAAGGAACUAUAGAUUUUAUAUUGAGUAAUAAUGAAGUUGCAAAAAAAUUAAGAGAAACAUUUAUAUUUAAAAUUGUGCCAAUGCUUAAUCCAGAUGGUGUGAUUAAUGGAUGUUACAGAUGUUCAUUAAGUGGUCAAGACUUGAAUCGGCAAUGGCUCUCUCCAAUUUCUACAAUCCAUCCUACUAUAUAUCAUACAAAAGCUCUAUUACAAUAUCUCCGAAACAUGAAUAUAAAACCUAUGUUAUAUUGUGAUUAUCAUGGGCAUUCCAGAAAACAGAAUGUCUUCCUUUAUGGUUGUAGCCCUUCUGAAAGUUGGUGGUCAAAUGAUAGAAAGAAAGCUGAUGAUCACAUAUACCAAGUCCUUCCAUUAAUUUUACAUCAUACUGCACCUGCCUUCAACAUCGAAAACUGUUCUUUUGCCGUAGAAAAAAGUAGAGAAUCAACUGGUCGUAUAACUGUUUGGAGACAGUUUGGUGUAGCUUUGAGUUACACCAUGGAAUGCACUUAUGGAGGAUGUAAUCAAGGAAUAUAUGAUGGUUAUCAUUUAGGAGUAGCUCAGAUAGAGGAAAUGGGAUCAAAGUUUUGUCAAGCACUAGGAAAACUUAUUCCAGAUGCAGAUAGUCCAAAGUCUUGUAGUGUGAUGAAUUCAUUUGAUUCAUCUUUGAUAGAUACAAUUAAAGCCACACAAUUAAUUCUCUUCAAUAAAAAGCAGGAAAAUGAGUCUUCAAAUUUAAGUCCAUCAGAAUAUGAAGACGAUGACGACGACGAUUACGAUGAAGAAGGAGAAUUAUAAGCCUUCUUGAUAAGGAACUUGAGUGUGCCUUUAGUAAUGUUGUCCCAACAAUCUCCAUAUUAAUAAUACUGUUAUUACUCAUAAAAAAAUACACUUUAUUUAUUUUAUUUUAAAUUUUUAUACAUUAAUAUGCAUUACAUUGUGAACAAGAUCCAAAAUCUAAUACACAGAAAAGUUUUUAAACAUUCCCUAAUGUGGCUAUUACAUGUACAAAAUAUUCCAAAUUCGAUAAAACAUAUGGAUGCAUGAUAAUUGACUAAAAAUUUAUAUCUUGCAUGCAAUUAGCCAUUUUUGAAAUUCUUGUGAUUUAUUUGGAUAAUGUACAGUACAUUCCAUUGUUGUAAAUUAUUGUAAAGAUCUUUAUUGCUGUUACUUAUUAUUUUUUGUCUUUAUUAUAUGUUAUAAAACCAUUCCAUAAUUAUAAUUAUUAUUCAUCAUCUUGUUUCAUGUUGUUGUUAGUUUAAAUGCGCAUUAAUGCAAUAAAGUCUUUAGUUAGAGUCAAUUUUUUCUAUUGGAUUUCUUUUGAUAAUUUUAUAUUCAGUUUUCAUUAUUUUUAAUUUAAUUUAAUUUUAAUGGAACCUUAUUAAAGAUUUUAGAUGAUGAUAACUUGUAUUAAUGCAUUUCUAUAUAUAUACAAUAACUCUCACACACUUUUUCAUAGCUUCAUAAAUUCUGUAUUUAUAGAGCUAUGUUAGAUUAAAUUAACUUAAAUAAGAAAGACUAAGGAUUUAAUAAAGAAUUCUAGAAAAAAUUUUUAUCUGAGAUCAGUCUAUAAUAUCACUUAUACAUGGAAAGUGAAGUAUGCCUUUUUUUAGACAAAAUUGUAUUUAAACUCAUUUUUAUUAACGUUUGUUUUUUAAUCCUUUCGAGAUGAAAAAGAAAGUUCUGAUUCUAAAAUCUGGAAGAGUGGCAAAGUCAGUUCCAGGAAAACCGAAUUAUAAAUUCUUUAAAAAAAAUGAUCAAACAUCAAGCUGUUAGUGAGUUACAAGCUUGUAUUUGACCAUUACAAGU